AUGUCAACGGAGAUGAUACCCCACUUUAUGGAGUCUUUCGCAAUAAACGCGAUGAUCACUUUACACGUCGACAAUAUUAAGGGAAAGAACGAUCAUCAUCGCGCCGAGUCAGCAUUUAAGGCACUUGCUGUUGCUAUAUACCUUGCGUGUACGAAGACUGGUACUGAUGACGUGCCGAGCACUAAAGGAGUUCUUUAG
Molecule: messenger RNA, 198 nt
Organism: Sphaeroforma arctica JP610
Lineage: Eukaryota; Ichthyosporea; Ichthyophonida
Exons: 2
Coding region: 1-198 (65 amino acids)
Biological process (GO): L-histidine biosynthetic process
Molecular function (GO): imidazoleglycerol-phosphate dehydratase activity
Source: RefSeq, a predicted model, not a curated record